CGCACGUUAGCACAAGGCAGUACCUCUACUCAAUUCUCAGCUAAAAGUGAAAAGCGCGAAACCAACUUACCACUCCAAAUUCUCACUCUCCUCCGCCCCCAACAAUGGCGGGUGCGCACUGCGCCACCACCACCUUCUCUCUCCUCACACCUCCCAUAAACCCCACUGUCACGCGACCAAAAGCGCGUGCAUCAGCUUCGCUUCCUCUCCCACUUCCAAAACCCACACAGCGAAAAAAUUAUCUCCGCCCCAAAAUCCUCAAAACCCUAACUAAACCCCCUUCAAACCCAGUAAUUCCCAUCGUGUCCCCCGAAACCGAAAACCUCGAUUUCGAGUCUCCAACAGACGAAACAUCUACCGAGAAUCUCGCCGCCGAUAUCGGAGAAACAGUUGAAGUGGAAGAGUUUCGGAGCUCCGAGACACCGGCCACUGCAGCCGAUGGCAUUGUUGGUAAAUUAUCGGCCAGGUCUGUCCUAAAAUACGGUGCGUAUUUGGUUGGUCUCUUUGUGUUUCAGACUAUUUGUUCUGUUUGGAUACUGGGAAAAGCCAAUUCCGAUUCAGUAAAAGACGGGAACUUGGAUAGCUCUGAUAAGAAUAGAAAGAAGAAUAGUAGUAGUAAUAAAGAGAAAGUUUUGUUUGGUUCUGAUUCUGAAUUGGAAAUGAAAAUCGAAGAAAUUCGAGCUAUGGCAAGGGAAGCUCGAAGGAGUGAGAAGAAUGCCGGUAAGGAAGGCGGCGAGGAUGAUGAAUUUGGUGAAGAAAGUUUGAUUUCGAAGCGUAGAAUUGGAAUUGAGAAAGAGAUUGGUGCGAAAUUGAGUAAUUUGCAAAAGCGGUUGAAUUCGAAUUUGGCUAAUAAGGUUGAAGAUAAGGUUAAGAGGGGUAAUUCGGAUUCUAAGGAUGCGAAUGGGACAUUGAUGUUUAAGAAAAAGCUCAAAUUUAAGAGCCCUCCAAUGAAGGUGAAAAAUGGUUCCAAGGGAUUUGGAGGUACCAAGGAUCGAAUUCGUAAUGUGGAUAAUGGGAAGAAGAGUGGUUCGAAGAGUGUAGAAGGUGACAGAAGAAAAUUGCGCGGGCAAGAGUCAUUGUCGGAUUUGGGAAAUGCUCAACAGAGAAAUGGCCGCGUUGUCCAGAAGACUGAUUCAGAAAGGUCUUCAGUUGAAGUAGUGAAUUCGGAACAGUCAGUAAAGUUUGAGACUCAACAUUCUCACAAAUUCACAAAUGGGAAUGAGGGAACUGCCUCCACAUCUGAUAAUCAUGCUGUGUUUAGUAUAAAUGGCAAUUCAAAACACAGAGAAGUUGGAGAUGAACCGUUGGCUAACAAAUUCAUAGAAAAGCAACCAAACACUGAAUCUGAUUUUUGGUGGUUGAGGCUUCCUCAUGUUCUGGCUAUACUUAUGCGUAGAGGUUCUGACCAUGAAGGACAGGGGGGACUAUACACCCUAAAGAUUUCCCCUGAGGCACAGGAACAGCGCGACUGCUAUACUGUUGCUUUUGAGGAUCGUGUUGAUGCCAGUAAUUUCUGUUUUCUACUGGAAUCAUUUUUUGAAGAUCUGGGCGAUUUUAGUUCUGACGUUGUUCCUUUACCAGUAAAGGAACUUCAUGAAGCAGUAUCAGAUGGCAUGAAGGUAAUUGUUGUGAAGAAGAGGCAACUUCAACUCUAUGCUGGCCAACCAUUUGCUGAUGUCGAGAUGGCUUUGCACUCUUUGGUUGAUGGAGAUCAAAGUGCCUCUCCAGCAAAUUCAAGAUAGAAUACUGACAUUAUCAUCUUUUUCCAUCCAACUGGUGGGUCCAGGUCUCUUCGAUCUCAUUUUUUACAAGAACCCUUGGUUGGUGAAAACAACCUUUUCCCUCAAUGCAUUAUUUCCUGGUGGUUGUGGGAUAUGUAAAGAGCUUGUUGCUGAUGAAUAUUGUUGGUUCAGCGAAUACAAUUUUUUCAUGUAACUUGUAACAUUUUCACAUCUUAUGAUCCCUACAUUUACUCUCUA
This is a messenger RNA of Quercus robur (English oak), 1979 nucleotides long. RefSeq lists its product as uncharacterized. Bases 105 to 1742 code for a protein of 545 amino acids. The transcript is spliced from 4 exons. The record is from RefSeq and is a predicted model, not a curated record. NCBI's taxonomy places the organism in Eukaryota, Viridiplantae, Streptophyta, Magnoliopsida, Fagales, Fagaceae.